This is a messenger RNA of Pungitius pungitius (ninespine stickleback), 2850 nucleotides long. RefSeq names its product phosphatidylinositol 4-kinase type 2 beta (gene pi4k2b). The transcript is spliced from 11 exons. The coding region runs from base 281 to 1816 and encodes 511 amino acids. NCBI's taxonomy places the organism in Eukaryota, Metazoa, Chordata, Actinopteri, Perciformes, Gasterosteidae. Gene Ontology annotation, biological process: endosome organization; phosphatidylinositol phosphate biosynthetic process; Golgi organization. Gene Ontology annotation, cellular component: lysosomal membrane; endosome; plasma membrane. The record is from RefSeq and is a predicted model, not a curated record. Gene Ontology annotation, molecular function: 1-phosphatidylinositol 4-kinase activity.
GUGGUGAGUUCAGAUUUCACAGGGAGCACCUGAAGGCAACUUCUGUCAGAGGUGUGCGUCUGUCAUUGAGCGCGUGCGCAGUGGUCAAACUAGGAAGCAGAGGCGACUAUGUGGACGUAUCUUUGAAGGAAGCUGCUUCGGAAUCAUUUUCGGAAGGGUUAGAUACCUGUGGAAAUAAGGGAGUUUCUUAACAAUGGACGGCUGACAGCUACGAGCAAAGUCCGUGCAAUUCAUUUAACAUUUUCAUCGUAUUAAAAAAAACAACAACAAGGGAUUCACAAUGAUGUCAGAAUGCGACCCAACGGAGACAGAGAACUGCGAGCCCGGGCUGGACGCCGGGGCAACAACAGCCGUGUCCGCUUCACAGUGUGACUUUCGCUCCCUGGACCCUCCGAAGGUGCUAUUUGACAGGAACGGGAUAGGUUUGGGACACGUGACAAAGCUUGGAGGGGCCGUUCGUAUCUCGGACUCGUGUGAAAGCGUCUUAACCGAACUGGAGACGGACGGGUCGGGCGAAGAGACGCUGUUGUUACCGUGCUCAGCGGGAAGCCCGUCGUCCCCCCGGGGCGUGGGAGAGAAGUGGAGCCGGCGGAACAGACGCAGCUCGUCGUCGGAUAAAGACGCCCUGGCCUCCCCGGGUGCCAGCAGUGGAGACUUCAACCAUUUCCCUGAUGAUCCAGAGUUUGCAGACAUUAUUCAAAGGGCAGAACAAGCUAUUGAGAAUGGCUACUUUCCAGAAAGGAUCUCCCAGGGUUCCAGUGGGAGCUACUUUGUCAAAGACCCAAAAGGGAAAGUCAUUGGUGUUUUUAAACCAAAGUCAGAGGAACCAUACGGUCACCUGAACCCCAAAUGGACCAAAUAUUUUCACAAGCUGUGCUGUCCGUGUUGUUUCGGCCGAGGCUGCUUGUUGCCUAACCAGGGUUACCUCUCAGAGGCUGCUGCCUCACUGGUGGACACGAAACUAGCCCUUGGAGUGGUGCCAAAAACAAAGGUGGUGAACUUGGCCAGUGAAACGUUCCACUACAGCGCCAUCGACAGAGCCAAAUCCAAGGGGAAGAAGUACGCCUUGGAGAAAGUCCCCAAGGUGGGACGACGCUUCCACAGAGUGGGCCUGCCGCCGAAGGUGGGCUCGUUUCAGUUAUUUGUGGAGGGUUACCGUGAAGCAGACCACUGGCUGCGGCGCUUUGAGGCGGAAUCUUUGCCGGAGAACAUCAGGAAGCAGCUGCAGUCCCAGUUUGAGCGGCUGGUGGUGUUGGACUACGUCAUCAGAAACACAGAUCGCGGAAAUGACAACUGGUUGAUCAAGUAUGAGAAGCCAGGAGAAGGACAAAAGGAUGCAGAGUGGCCAGAGAAUAGCUCCGACUCCUGUAUCAAGAUUGCAGCGAUUGACAACGGCCUGGCCUUCCCCUUUAAACACCCGGAUGAAUGGAGAGCCUAUCCGUUCCACUGGGCAUGGCUUCCCCAGGCGAAGGUGGCCUUCUCCCAGGAGACCCGAGACCUGGUUCUGUCCCGCCUGUCUGACAUGAACUUUGUCCAGGACCUCUGUGAGGACCUCUAUGAGAUGUUCAAGGUGCAAACCCCCGCGGAUAAAGGCUUUGAUAAGACCAUGUUUGAGAGACAAAUGUCUGUAAUGAGGGGACAGGUGUUGAAUCUGACCCAGGCGCUGAAGGACGGGAAGAGCCCCAUCCAGCUGGUACAGAUGCCCCGGGUGGUGGUGGAGCGCAGCCGAUCGGGUGGUCAAGGGCGUGUGGUCACACUUGGCAACGCCUUCACACAAACUUUCCACUGCAAGCGUCCCUUUUUUACCUCUUGGUAGUCACGGUUGGGCGGUGAGGUCAGUUCAGGAGAGACUUCUGGACAGACUUUUUUUUAUUUAUUUUUUCUCUUGAAGUGCCAGGGAAGACGGGAGGUUGAACCUGGACACCGCAAAUAUGUUUGCCGAUAAACAAAAUGAAGACACGGUAGAAAGACAGUAUGAUGAAGUAACUUGCUUUCGCCCCAUUCCAUAUUUUGUGAAGCGACACCAGUUACCAUGGUGACUUGAUAGGAUAAUCUACUUUUCCAUGGAUGUGGGCUUUCUUUACUGUUAAAAGGCUUCUUUUUUUUAACUUUCCUAAAGUACCUUGCAGGGUCACAUGGUGGUGCAAAUGGCCAAAGAAGUGUAGUUUGGGAAUCUAAAGGACCAGUUUCACAGAUCUCUCUAGAAACUGAUUUAUUUAUUUUUAAAUCUGGGACGGUGUUGUUCCUUGCCUGGGAGCAAGUCCCAAACUAUAUUUUGCCUUGUUGAAAACAAUAGAUGUGCACUUGCGCCGCUGGAAGUGUUUUGAAUAGUUCUACCGAGCCAAACCGCUUUUUAUCCAGUGUUCGCUUUCAAAAUCACGUCUGUUGAACUAACAGAAACGCAGUGUCUUCAACUCUCACUACUGCCAAAAUCUUGUUUGUGUACGGAGUAUUUAACAGCCACAAGAAAAUGAAUAUGUUGAAACUUGAAUAUGACAAUUUGGGAAGGAGACUAUUAAGGAACACAUUGUUUGAAUGUAAUCUGUUUACGUCUUUGAUACAGAUGGUUGCUCCGAGACAUUUCAUUAUGAGCGAAUGCUGUAACAAUGAAUGUAUUUGUUGUUCGACAUGUAUUUAAUUGCUGGAAAGCAGCUUUCGCUUGAACUUUGUGGCAUGGGGGGCUUGGCACCUCAUCCGUGCCCUUUAUAACACAGAAGAAAUCUUUCGCAUUCUUGAUGCCCUUGUGUUUUCUUAUGUAUGCAUCUUGAAAUUUCUAUUCCAGCUCGAUGAUUGUAUAAGAAAAGUUGUAUAUUUAAAAAAAAAUGAAAAAUAAAAUUUGGGAAAUUUGAA